AUGAGAUUUGGGCUCCUUCGAAUCUCUCAAAAUUUGAGGCAAUUUGUAAAUUUUAAUGGCGAAAGCUCAAACUACCUAGAAUACUUGUAUUAUGUUUAUCGCACCGAUCCGAAUCAUCUGCAAAAAUCAUGGCAAAAUUAUUUUUCAUUCUUAGAACAGGGUAAAAAUUACCCCGUUCACCAUUUUGAUAGAAAUGUAAUAUUUAAAAAUAUUCCUUUGUUUAGCAACCAAGCCACUAGUCAAGCAUCUGAACUUAUUUCAAAGGUUGCCGAAGGUGUAACUGGCCCCGAAGUGCUGAAGCUAAACGAAUUGGCUAGUGCUUAUAGGACAUAUGGGCACCUAGUAUCAACAGUGGAUCCACUGAAUUUGCCAAAAAGAAUACCCUUCUUCAGGGUCGUGGAGGGCAUGGAAGAAAGACUUAAUAUAAAAAACUAUAAACUGACACCAGAAGAACUGGCGAAAACAGUGCCGAACCUGGGCCUGGGAGGAAUAUUCAACACUCAGGGGACCGUGCAGUCGCAGAUCGACAAGUUGAGGGAGCGGUACUGCGGAAACAUAUCCUUUGAGUUCGGGCACAUAUCGAACUCGCAAGCGGUCGCAUUUUUGAUAGACCAGAUAGAAAGCGACAACUUCCUGAACCUGUCAAAAGAGGAGAGUCUGGGCUGCUUUAAGUCUAUAUGCAGAGCAGUCAAGUUUGAGCAGUUUUGCGCAAAGGCGUUUCCUACCCUGAAGAGGUUCGGAAUGGACGGAAUGGAGUCACUGCUGGUGUUGCUGGAGUCGAUAGAGAAGUCGUCCAGGGAGUUCGGAGCGAACUCGAUUCUGAUGACAAUGUCGCACCGCGGAAGAUUGGGAGUGCUUUCUAACUUUUUGAAUAAACCCCUGGAAGAAUCGUUUGCAGAGUUUAGGGGCGCUAACUGGUUCGUCGAUUCGAACUUUAGAAGCGGAGACGUCAAGUAUCACAACGGAUACACGUGCGUCAAAGAUGGGCUGGACAUACAGAUGAUAUCGAACUCGAGUCACCUGCAAUUCUCACACCCAGUUUUAACGGGGCUGGUCAAGGCAAAGCAGCACUUUGAAAAUGACGCGAAGAAGGACAAGACGGUCCCAAUUGCCAUACACGGCAACUCAGCAAUCUCAGGCCAGGGCAUGCCGUACGAGGUGGUACAGAUGUCGAAGAUCAAGGGAUUCACAGUUGGAGGCACAAUCAACAUAGUUGUGAAUAAUCAGAUUGGAUUCACUGCGAGUCCCAUGGAGGCAUCGUCGUCAAGAUAUCCGACAGAUGUGGCAAAGGUAGUUGAGGCGCCAGUUAUACACGUCAACGCGUACUCAAUUGAAGGAGUAGUCUUCGCAGGAAGGCUGGCCUGCCUGUACAGGCAGAAGUUCCACACAGACGUGUUCAUCAACUUGGUCGGAUUCAGACGCUUCGGACACAAUGAGCUGGACAUGCCGAAGUUCACGAACGCAGAAAUGUACAACAAGGUCGACCAGGUGCCAAAUCUGAUGGUGUACUACAAGAAGUACCUUAACACGAAGAUGGGCAUAGACAUGGAGGAGCUCGACAAAAUAGAAAACGCGACUGGCUCGGACUUCCAGAAGUCGCUGGACCUCUCGAAGUCGAUAGAGCGCAUCAAGGAGCCGAUACAAAACGAAAACUGGAGGGACAUCCUGACCCUGAUCGAAGGCUUCUACGUCGACAACUCGCUACACAACAGAGUGAUGCAGAGGAUUGAAGCAAGCAAGAAGGGCGCCCAGGCCUCUUCGGCCGUUGCCGACAACGGGAACCAGCUCACGCUUAACCCCCAGGUGCUGAGAACGGGGCUUGACCACGACCUGUUGCUCAAGCUCGGCCUGAAAUGCACGACGAUUCCGGAGGAGAUUAAGCUGCACAACAGCAUUAAGAAGAUAUUCGACCAGAGGCUCCAGGCGCUGAACAGCGGGACGGGCAUCGACACGGCGAUCUCGGAGGUGCUGGCAUUCUCGUCGCUCUCGCACGACGGAUUCCACGUCAGGCUCUCAGGUCAGGAGAGCAAGAGGGGCACGUUCUCGCACAGGCACGCGCAGGUGCAGUGCCAGGACACGUUUAAGUACUACAACGUCUUCGAGGGCAUGGACGUCAGGAUCCUCAACUCGUACCUCAGCGAGUUGGCGGCGGUGGGCUUCGAGUACGGGUACAGCCUGUACUCGCCGAAGACGCUGAACAUUUGGGAGGCGCAGUUCGGCGACUUCGUCAACGGAGCGCAAGUGAUAAUAGACGCGUUUAUCACCUCCGCGGAAACGAAGUGGAACUACUUUUCAGGUGUUGUGAUGUUUUUGCCACACGGUUACGACGGACAGGGACCAGACCACUCAUCGUGCAGAGUCGAACGCUUUCUGCAGUCGAGCAACGACAGUGAAGACCUGAGCGACAACCUCGGGCUCGGAGAGGACUACGCGAAACUGGUGAACAUCUCAGUGGUCAACUGCUCAGUCGCAAGUAACCUGUUCCAUGUGCUCAGGAGACAGAUGCACAGGCCGUACAGAAAGCCGCUGAUAUGCGUGACCGGCAAAAAGCUGCUCAAGUUGAGAGGCGCAUUCAGCAACCUGAGCGAGUUUGAAACGGGCACCUUCUUCCAGAGGUACAUACCGGACCCGCUGUUCAACCCGAACAUCAUGGAGCACCUGUACAAGGGCGCGCCAGGUGCCGGCAAGGCCGGUGGCAGCAGCAAGGCGGAUGUCAAGCAGCUGGACAAGGUGCACAAGGUGAUACUGUGCAGCGGACAGAUAUACUACGACCUGCUGGAGUUCAGAGAAAACAACAAGGAGGCGCAGAAAAACCUGGAACACGUGGCAAUAGCAAGGCUCGAGGAAAUAACGCCCUUCCCGGCGCAGUGGGUUCUGGACGACCUGAGGCUGUACAGGAACCUGAAGACGGUGGUUUGGUGCCAGGAGGAGCACGAAAACGGGGGAUGCUACUACUUCGUGAGGGAGCGCCUCAACGGCCUGCUGAAAAUACUGAGGGACGACUACGGCAGCAAGGUGGAUGCCGCUGUAAAGUAUGCCGGGAGGUUGCCGUGCGCGACCACUGCAGUUGGCGACCCCAAGACUCACAACGAAGAGCACGCCUUGGUGCAAGGGGCGUUUUACCUUUAG
Theileria orientalis strain Shintoku is the source of this 3129-nucleotide messenger RNA. RefSeq names its product 2-oxoglutarate dehydrogenase E1 component. Gene Ontology annotation, molecular function: oxoglutarate dehydrogenase (succinyl-transferring) activity; thiamine pyrophosphate binding. The transcript has 11 exons. The coding region runs from base 1 to 3129 and encodes 1042 amino acids. The record is from RefSeq and is a predicted model, not a curated record. Lineage: Eukaryota; Apicomplexa; Aconoidasida; Piroplasmida; Theileriidae. Gene Ontology annotation, cellular component: mitochondrion; oxoglutarate dehydrogenase complex. Gene Ontology annotation, biological process: tricarboxylic acid cycle.